UGUGUUGUUUCUAGGUUAAGUGUGCCUGAAAACACACCUUUCACUGCUGUCCUGAAGUUUGCUGCGGAGGAAUUCAAAGUCCCUGCAGCUACAAGUGCCAUUAUAACGAACGAUGGAAUAGGAAUAAACCCUGAUCAAACAGCUGGAAAUGUUUUCCUGAAGCACGGUUCAGAAUUGCGGCUCAUUCCCAGAGAUCGUGUGGGAAGAUAUUGGCACAUGCAGGGUCUACUUACACUUAGAUAACAGAAGUAGCAGACAAAUAAAUAGGCACUUCACCCAAGAAUUGGCAUCUUAUGUAAUUUGCAUUUCUCUGUAAAAUCAUUGUUACCACAGUCAACUCGCAGUAAGAAAAGUAGGCAGAAUGCCGUUUUUGAACAACACCUACAGGAGAUCCUAUCACCACUACAAAACUAUCCCUGCCUUCUUCCUUUGAAGUCUCUAGGCUUCUGUUUGCUUUCAGACCUCCCCAGUUCACUUGGUUGGAGCAGGCAUUACUACCGUGGGUAAACGGAUGGAGUUUUCUGUUCCUUUGAAAUGAAUAGGAAAGCAUCUUCUGUGUUUACCAGCAAUGGGCAGCCACUUUUAUAGUCAUAGCAAAGUGGUUUGUUAAUACAUUGAUGAAAGAUUAACUUGGUUUAGACAAUGUAAUCAUGUGUUUGACUAUUAUAUUAUAAAAAGUAUUAUGGCAUAUACUUCCAGUGCUUGCUAAAAGUUUGUGUAACUAUUAGGAAUUAUUUAUUACAUUCCAAGAAAAAAAGUCCAUUUGAAUAGCAAGAAGUUACCAUUAUGGGGGGCUGUAUGCUUAAAUUGUGCUAAUGGUGGUUCAUAGAAAUCAGAGAUUUACGUUAUAUGAUGUAGAGUUUCAGGAGACAUGUUUUUAUCAGGGAAUGCAUUUUACCAUGGAUAAUAAAUUGUAUUUCUGAGCCCUACUGGUACAGAAUGUAAGUUGCUCUGGUGUACCAAGCUUGUUCCCACUAAUCUCCACACUUGGUAGGUUCAGAUUUAAACCUUUCAUUUGGUUUCUUUUCUUCAGAUUUCCCAAUUUCUGAGUGAAGUCUGCCAUAGGAACUGCAUACAAACUAAGGGGGUUUAUUGUUAAUUAAAAGCUGUGAGCAUGCUUUCAGUGCUUUGUCUUAACAGGAACAUGGUAAAUGUUUUGUGUUCUUGGAAGCAAAAUAAAGUUCCAUCAGUAAUGGAA
This is a messenger RNA of Python bivittatus (Burmese python), 1198 nucleotides long. NCBI's taxonomy places the organism in Eukaryota, Metazoa, Chordata, Lepidosauria, Squamata, Pythonidae. The record is from RefSeq and is a predicted model, not a curated record.